UAGUGGCUCCAGUGACUCCAAAACUAUCCAAUGCAAUCCAAAGCACCACGGCACCAGUAUUCAGCAUGGCUGAUAUUUCGCGUCUAAUCCCAAAAUUGCGAAUUAAUAUUACACAUCGGCAUAGGAACCUUUCGAACCCGAAAGGUCCGCUGGGCCGCAUCGACAAGAUUCGGAAGACGGUCACCGCUCUACUGAAGCACGAGAGGAUCGAGCUAAACCAUGUGCGAGCGGGCGAGGCACGGGGCUACGCCGAAAGGCUGAUCGCGGACGCCAUUCGCUACGGAGACCAGCAUCGACGGACCAUGGAACUGGCCGACUUUUGGAUACACGAGAAGCAGCUGGUGCACAAGCUGUUCAAGGUGCUGGCGCCACGGCUGGAGUCGUGGGAAGGCCCCUACACGGCGCUGCACGUGCUGCCCACGCCGUUCAACGAGCGCUACAACCAGAUGGGCUCCUUCCCCCACUACCGCCACAACUGGGUGGCCCUCGAGCUCGCAGGCCACCCGUACCCCCCAAUCCCCGGGCGCACGCCGUCCAACCGCCACUCGCUGGUGAACGUGCUGCUCUCGGAGGCCAAGCGGGAGAUGAGCCAGCAGUCGCAAGAGGGCGUCUUUAUUGGUCAACCAAGCAGUCUCUAA
Molecule: messenger RNA, 638 nt
Organism: Ixodes scapularis (black-legged tick)
Lineage: Eukaryota; Metazoa; Arthropoda; Arachnida; Ixodida; Ixodidae
Gene: mRpL17
Product: 39S ribosomal protein L17, mitochondrial
Exons: 4
Coding region: 66-638 (190 amino acids)
Biological process (GO): translation
Cellular component (GO): ribosome; mitochondrial large ribosomal subunit
Molecular function (GO): structural constituent of ribosome
Source: RefSeq, a predicted model, not a curated record